Messenger RNA from Daphnia pulex (common water flea), 6610 nucleotides. Its product is annotated as serine/threonine-protein kinase DCLK1-like. Gene Ontology annotation, biological process: protein phosphorylation; intracellular signal transduction. Lineage: Eukaryota; Metazoa; Arthropoda; Branchiopoda; Diplostraca; Daphniidae. Bases 361 to 2925 code for a protein of 854 amino acids. Gene Ontology annotation, molecular function: protein kinase activity; ATP binding. The record is from RefSeq and is a predicted model, not a curated record. The transcript is spliced from 18 exons.
UUUUAUUUAGUCUUAAGAUGGCAGAGAGGCAUGAAGGGUGCUGAUUGCCUUCCGUUCUGAAAAGUCCGUUUUGCCUGAAGGACUUCCUCCUAUUGUGCACUUCAAUUUCAACUGUUGGUAGUUGCCGCCGUACAUUUGACGUAACUGUGUUACAAAACUUCAUCGUAAUAAGCAUACGAUGAAAUAGUGAUUAAACCGAACUUUAGUGGAAUCCGUUUACAUAAAUGUUGAAAGGCUAUUGUUUUUGUUUAUGGUGUGAUUUGCUCCCGUGUAAAAUAAUAUGUUGCCAUUGCAUUCGACACUGAAUGUGUGGGAAAUUUGACUCAUUAGUGUGGGAAACCUAUCUGUGCCUAGUGAACUAUGUCUGCAACAAAAGUGAAGUCAUUGCUACCCCCACCUUCAGUCGAGAGCUCAUUUUCUUCCUCAGGUUCUUGCUCUGCUGAAGGUUCUGUACCAUCAGAUUGCUCUACAAAGACCAGUCCAGGAAAUAGUCCAGCACACCUACCAAGAAAUCGUCCAAAGUCCAUGAUUCCCAAAAUCCAGCUACCUCCUAGACCUUCAUCAGCUCAACAAAGACCUGCUAAUAGUAAGCACAGGCUUUCACUUGGGAAACCUGUCUCACUUAAAGAAAUUCGAAGCUCUUCAGUUGGAAAUCCUCCACUGAAGGAAGACCAGUUUUCUAAUGAGUCAAUGGAAGUAAAAAGAAGGAAUUCAAAGGGUACAAAUGGCCACAUCCGUAGUAGCAGUCUGUCAAACGGUAGAGACCGUUUGAGUCUCUAUGCUCCAAGCUAUUCAGCAAGUGAAGAAAGCUGCUCAGAAAAAAGUAGGGAAGAGAUCAGUGAGCUGAUGACGCAUUCGCUCAUAACAACUACUGGUGCAAGCAACAACAACGACAAGCUCGCAAAGAACCGAAAGCCGUUGGCACUCAAGUCAGCCGAGAAAAAAGCUCGCAAGGUCAAAUUUUACCGCAACGGCGAUCGUUUCUUCAAAGGCGUUACAUUGGCCGUCUCAACUGAAAAAUACCGCACCUUCGACUCUCUUCUGUCAGAGUUAAACCGACUUGUUGGCGAUCGAGUCAAUCUCCACCAAGGAGUCAGAAUAAUAUUUACCACAGAUGGUAGUAAAAUCAAUACGAUCGAAGAGUUACAGGAUGGUGAAAGCUACGUGUGUGCAUCCACUGACCAGUUUAAGAAACUCGAAUACAACAAGUGUGUUGGAACUACAGCUAUGCGUAGGUCGCGGAUCACUUAUGGGCAAGGAGCCAUCUGCCGCGAAGCAUCAAUGAUCUCCGGCUUGGAUCAUUGGAAAGAGCGUAGGAGUAAAAAUCACGUAAAUAAUAAUAGCAACGGUCUGAGCAGCAGUGGGUACGGUGCUGCUGUGGCAAAUGGAGGAGAUAGUAGUCCUCGCUGGGCGGAAUACAUGAAGCCGCGCCUCAUUACGAUUAUUCGAAAUGGAAGUCGGCCCCGCAAAGCUGUUCGACUCCUACUCAACAAGAAAACAGCUUUUACCUAUGAACAGGUAUUGAGCGAUAUAACGGAGGCAAUCCGACCAGAUUCAGGAACCGUUCGGAAACUGUACACAGCAGAUGGGAGACAGGUGGGAUGCUUGGCUGAUUUCUUUGGGCCGGAUUUCAUCUUUAUCGCCUAUGGCAAUGAGAAGUUCUCCCACGAUGAUUUUGACCUCACUUCCAACGAGAUCAAAUAUCUUCCGCCAUUUAUCGCUCGCAGUCCGAUGAACACACGACGAGGGAAGAGUGGCAGCUCUAGAACUGGCUACAGUGGAGGAACCCCUCAGAAUCAUCGCUCGACAUCAAAUGGGCGGGCCAGCAUGGCGAGAAGCGCGGUGGGAGGGGUUGCAGGAGUCGAUGUGGAUCAUCGACCCCGUGAUUCUUCCCUUCCACGUGUUUAUGAAGAUCCGGAUGAACUGGCUUCUUCCAAUCAGAUGGUCGUGGAUGUGCCAAUAGUAGUCGAAAUUCGUUAUGAGAUCGGACGUAUUAUCGGGGACGGUAAUUUCGCAGUUGUUCGUGAGGGAAUCGACAGGCGAACACGAGAUCGUUAUGCUUUGAAGUUAAUUGACAAAAAGCGUUGCCAAGGUAAAGAAGUGGUACUCGAAAGCGAAGUUCAAGUUUUGGGUCGUUUAAGACAUCCAAAUGUGGUUAAGCUGUAUGAUGUCAUAGAUGCCAACAGCAUUCUUUGUCUUGUUUUGGAACUUGUGGAGGGUGGCGACUUGUUUGACGCUAUUGCAGCUGCCGGCAAGUUUAGUGAACCGGAAGCCAAAAGAAUGACGUCGGAUUUGGCUUCAGCCCUUUCCUAUCUCCAUUCGCUCAAUAUUGUCCAUCGUGACGUGAAACCGGAGAACCUUUUUGUCGUGAAUUUACCAGACGGAAUGCGCUCCUUGAAACUAGGCGACUUUGGUUUAGCUGAAGAGACGCAUCAACUGCUGUACACGGUUUGUGGUACACCCACUUACGUGGCUCCCGAAAUCCUUCUUGAGACGGGAUACUGGCUGAAAGUUGACGUAUGGGCUAUGGGAGUUAUUGUUUUUAUCCUACUAUGUGGUUAUCCACCUUUCGUGAGCCCAACCAAUGAUCAAGAGGAGCUUUUUGAAACUAUUUUGGCUGGACAUUUUGAAUUUGCAUCGCCAUAUUGGGAUGAUGCUAGCCAGAUGGCUAAAGACAUGAUUACGCUCAUGCUCCAAACUGAUCCUGAGCUGAGAUUUUCUGCGUUGGAGGUUCUCCAACAUCCGUGGUUAACGGAGGAUGAAGAUUGGCCCGACACUCAACAGUGUAGUCGUUUAGGACUUCAUUUUGACACAAGUCAUUCUGCGACUGAAUUGUCAGCUGCACAAGUUACUGCUAAAAAAUCACCCAAGUCACUUAUCACUGCCGAAUCGACACCUUGUCUCCAUUCGUUGCAAGUGCUCUGAGUUGGGUUGCACCAAUAUCCCCUUCGAUUUUUCUGUUUACCUUAGAAGCAACACCAAACCUGAUUCCCCUCGAAAAGAUUCUAGGCAUCUAACUCUAAAUUCGAGUCACUUAUUAUUCUCAUAAUUCUCGUCGGGACAUUUAAUUUUUUAUCUCACUAAAUUGACGAUAUUUUUUCAACUCGUUGAUAUCUCUUCUUUCUUUGCACUACUCUAGUCUUGAUUUAAGUUUUAAACUUGUGCCUAACCUUACAUCUAUCUCCUGGGUCUACUUCAACCCCCACACCACUCAGCACCCACUUCUGCCAGCCUCGUUUGGAUUCGUUUUUUACUAGCGUUAUUUUUUCCCCUAUACCCUUCUUCAGUUGCCAGUUCAACCCAAACACCUCCAUCACUACAGCAUUGGAGAUGCCAUUGAAAUUUAUGUGGAAAUGUGGAUCUCCGCGACGAAGAUUGCCACUAGUAAAAUGAGGAAAUUCGGAAAACAAAAUCAGUUGAUCGCAUGAUCGACACCUACUACUACUAGAACGAAGAUGUCUUGAAGCCUGCAACGAACACGCUUGAUGGAAGAAAGCGAGACAUUCAUGCAACGUAUUUUCCCUUUAUUUUGAGGCCCAAUUGUCAAAAAGGCAUUGAUUUAUGUUGCACAAGUUAUUACCCUUGCUUGUACCGUAUUUGAUACUUUCUUGUACAAGCUUGUGUACACUAGUAGCGUGCAGGAUUAUGGUAGAUGCAUGAAUGCUGAUCCGAGUUGCACCUAAAAAUGUUCUUCAGAUGGUAAAAAAGUUUAGAUGGCAGCUAUUGAAAUAGAAAAAGCAGGGGGGAAGGCUAUUGAAGAAGUAUGCAGUUCUAAACCAAAGAUGCAAUUAGAGUUAACUUGUUGGGUUUUCUCCUCAAUAGAAAAUGGGGGAAAAUAAGAGUAAAUGAUGCACGACAGUUGCCUUGACGGUUGCCCUUUUUUAUGAAGUGAUUGAAAAAAAAAUAAUUGAAAACAUAUUUUGAUGUCUCAUUAAAGCUGUCGUUUCCCCCUCUAUGUUCCGCAAGUUCUCAUAUUUACCCCUUUCUGCCCAUCCCUUAAACUUGUUCUCUUCCAUUAGUUGAGUUAGCUAUCUUCAUUGUAAUCAACAGUUAUCCUACUGUUUAUGUGAAAUAGCAAUCAAUCAACAAUAUACAGAUGCCACAAUAAAAUGUUUUCCCUCGAAACAGAAAUUCACAAGUUUUCCCGCCAAUGAUUUUUCCAUCGAAACAGAAAUUUUCCCGCCUGCACUCAGCGCCACAGUUGGCCAAUUUUAGAGUUAGUUUCGAAACCCUUAGGGCAUGUUAGUGGAAGCAAGUUCGCCUUAUGGUUUUCAAAGUAAGGUUAAUACUUGGACGGAUGUUGAUGAGGUAGGAUCUUAUUUUCCGUGUGAACAACUUCACGUAAUUAUUUUUAUUAAAAGAAAGUGCUGAAUUCGAGCUUGGUCUAAGGACAGUGAAAUCCCACAGAAAUAGAAAAAUGGAUUUCAAAUGGAGCUAUGACCAGGAAGAACCUUCUUUUUUUAUUCCACAUCCACAUGAGCCCCCGAAUAACAGCUAUUCAGCUGUCAAACAUUCAGCUGAUGCCCAUCCUGUUGGUCCCAUUAUGGAUUUGUGUGCUGAUUAUGUUCGCUGUUAUUUGGGAAAUGAGUCAAAUGGAGAUAUUGAUAUUGAAACAAUAACUCCUACCAGCGAGUUUAACAUGGAGAUAAUAUCUGGAGUUGAAUCUAAUCAAAACAUUUUAACUUAUGACCUGAUUCAUUCCGGAAUAAAGCAAGUUGAAGAGGAGAUCUCGCGGAUGAAGGAAGCUGAUAGCCAACCGGUUUCCGGCCAACAUACUCCAAUGGACGUUGACAGUCUUUCUGCUGCACAAGGGUCUCAGGACUGGCAUUAUGUCCAGUUAAUUGACAAUUUCGGUGGAACUCGAUGCUUUGCUGUAAACGAAGAAGCCCAGGAGCUGAAGCAGCAGGUUGAGAAAAUGAACAAGCAACACCCGUCACUUUCUCCUGAACAGCCCGAUUGCAGCAGUCAGCUUUACCGAUUGCUAAACAACUUCCCUUCAGAAUCAACCGAAUCAACAGAAAAUAAGAAUUUUGGUCUCAUUUUUCUGACUAAGAAUACUCAAAAAAAUCCAAUGAGCAUCGACCCUCAAGAAUUUCAACCAGUAACAGAGUUUAUGCCUCAAGUUGGAAUCAACUCCGGAAAAAGUGAUACCCAGUCGAAUUGUCGAUCCGGAAACAUCAGUAUCCCGGAUAGCGCCAUCGUGACGUUACCAGUGGAGAAAAUGAUCGAAGAGAUUUCCUCCCUUGAUGCAGUUGAAGCGAUUCAAGAAACUAAAGAAGAAAAAGAAGAAUUUUUAAUAACCAUUCAUUCCGAAAAUGCCGUUUGUAAAUUCAGAUCUAUUCCUGUUCCAACUCCUUCGAUUACCAUCCAGCCUACUGAAGAAUUUUCUUGUGAUGUCGCUGGUUUUUCGCCGUCGAUUCCCGAGUCCGCCAUGCAACCAGUAACCAACUAUACCGAGAUUGGCCCGUUUUGCACAGCUGCCGGCAUCUUUUCCAAUGUUUUUGACUUGACAGAUCUUCCAACGAACCAAGAGAAACUAAAGGCUGAGGAGCUAAAGAAUGGCGUCGUGAUUGAAUUGCACUCCCACUUCUCUCAGGUUAAGGAAACGAGGAGAAACUUUGCCAGAGCACUCAGUCUGUUUUUCGACGUUAAACUGGAUUGGACAAACCAACGCGUGGUCAGCCGGCUUUUCGGCAAAGCAAUGAAUCCUCUUUUAGCUAAAAGAGCAGAUCUCGCCAGGUGUUAUGUUGCUCCUACUAGUCGUCGGGCCUCUCACUCCAGAUGGAUGGUUAAGCAAGAAAACGGUCCGCACGAACAAAUUUCUCAAUUCGAUGCUGCUGUCUUUGUUAUACCUCCGGACGGAUUUGAAGAUCCUAAUCCUCUUCUCCAAGUCAUCAAAACCAGCGACAAAAAAGUCAAAAAGGAUUUGGAUGAAGGUAAAUUACCCGCCUCCAAGGUGCGUAAGCCCACGCAAGGCCAACAAUUGCUUCAACUUCAAACCCGUUUUGAUGCCUUCCGCCGUGCCCAGCGCAAACACAAUGCUGCAUUCCUUCGCCAUAUCCACCUAAUCCAGCGUCAACUCCAGGAUGUCAAAUGGAAUACCUCAAAGCACAUUCUUCAAAACCGACGUCGUUCCAUGCCGUCGUCCAUGCCUCACCCUUCUGUCUAAUUUUGAAAACACCAAAAAAUUUUGACUGCCCUCGAUUCCCCGAGUCUUCACCUCCCCUUUUGUUCUCUACGUUUCAAACCCAGAGAGAGAUCUAUUGCUCGUCUAGUUACGCGCAUCCAAGUGAAGCGGAGACCGAAGAAAUUCGGAAAUUUCCUUGACGGGAGCCAAAAUUCCGCGUUCGUUUAUUUUCAAAAUUGAUGUUCUGUUUGUUUGUUUUCUGGUCUUUUUUUUAUGGGGCGUUUUCUUUAUUUCAUUUUUUUUUUUGUGUGUGUAAUGUUGUGGGGAAUUUGUAUAGUUUUUCUUGCUAGUGUUUAUUUUCUGGGAUGUGUUUGGGGGUUUUGGGGUACCAUUCCAAGAUGGUUUUUUCUCUUUUGUUUGGGGGUUUUACAUGGUUUCGCACACAGAUGUUCGCAAAAUACAUCGACGAGUUUAAAAUUAAAA